AUGAGAACGCGAGUCGACUCUCCUAUAGAGGGUAAACCAAACGUCACACCCUUGGACAUUGGGUCAACAGUAGCUGGCAUGGAGAUUCCUUUCUCCAUAAGCCCAACGAUGGGCAACAUGUCCAUGAUGGACUUCCCCAUGAUGCAGGAUGCCAGAUAUCUAACUUCGCCGAGCCAGGACUCCGUAUUUGUGCCAAAAGCACAGCCACUAUCUCAGCUCUCUGGACCCGGGCCUACUUCCGCACCAUACAACGGUCGCGUUCAGAAAGUGUCGAAGGUGACUCGUUCUCGGCACAAUGCACCGGGAAUACAAGAUUCUCUCUCCACUAUCAAGGCCGCUCCUGGUGCGUCUGGAAGUAACCAUCUCAAGAUUCAAAAGUCCUCACAGGGUUCUUCUUUAUCCAAUGCGCCCCAGACUAAGGCUGAGCAGCAAGCACUAGAGCUCAAGAGGAAGUCUGAACAGCGCUUGCAUUCACCGGAGCCUGUGGAUAUUGAGAGUCGCAUACUAGAGUUGCUGCAAAAAGCCAAUCGCGACGAUAUAUCCAGGAGGCCGUCGAAGUCCGAGAAGAAUGAUGCGUUGUUAAAGAUGAUGGCUGAGCUUGUCAACAAAGGCCCAGGAUCCCCCGACACACAACAACGUCGCUCCAGCAAGAGCUCUUCAAACAAUGGCAAGAUAUGUCCGAUGUCUGGCUGCGAAUUUGCGGUCGCUCGUGACUGCGAUCUGCGUAAGCACAUCAAGCGACAUAACAGGCCUUAUGGAUGCACAUAUCCCAAGUGUCACAAACGCUUUGGCGCAAAGUCAGAUUGGAAGCGCCACGAGAACAGUCAGCAUUUCCAGCAGGAAGCCUUCCGCUGCGGCCAAGAACUUCAGACAGGUCAGGUCUGUGGUGUGCAUCUAUACCGCGAAGGAGCGUUCAAGAACCACCUGGAGAGGGAGCAUAAGAUGGCAUGUGAGGUUGCUCAAGAGCGUGUCAACCUCCGCAGGAUUGGCAAGAACUGCCAAGGUACCUUCUGGUGUGGCCUGUGCAAAGAUAUAGUGCAGCUCAAAGAGCGACGCAAUGCAGCUUGGGAUGAGCGGUUUGAUCACAUAGCGCGUCACUUCGAGAAGGAGAGAAGAAAUAUCGAUGACUGGAUCUGUGCUGAAGAGAACCGACCGAAGAAAGAGCUGCUAGAAGAGAAGAAGAAACGAGACUACUUUGACGAUGAGGACGAGAGGGACAAGGACGGCGAUGUGGAUGCUCCUGGAGACGUGGAUGACGAUGUUCGACAACCGCGCCCGUCGCAUCCUCCUCCAAACCACAUGCCCACUCUCGAGAAGUUCCGUGACGCGGCCUUGCGACCAACAACCUCACCUUCCUUAACUUCUCCUGCAAACAUGGCUGCCGCCGUAGAUGACGGGCAGCUGCUCAAGCAGGCGACUGGCCGCAACACUCGAGGCUUGCUCCGAGUGAUCAUCCUGUGCCUCAUCGCUGCCGCCGCCGUAAGCAGUCGUCUGUUCUCCGUUAUUCGCUUUGAGAGCAUCAUUCACGAGUUCGAUCCGUGGUUCAACUUCCGAGCGACGAAAUACCUGGUACAGAAUGGCUUCUACAGCUUCUGGGACUGGUUCGACGACCGAACAUGGCAUCCUCUUGGACGAGUCACGGGUGGUACUCUCUACCCCGGACUGAUGGUCACCAGCGGUGUCAUCUACCACGCCCUCCGUGCUCUCGCCAUGCCCGUCGACAUUCGAAACAUCUGUGUCCUCCUCGCGCCUGCCUUCUCAGGUCUUACCGCGCUCGCGACGUACCUCCUGACCUCCGAGAUGGUCCCGUCGCCCUCGGCCGGUCUGCUCGCCGCAGCCUUCAUGGGCAUCACCCCCGGUUACAUCUCGCGAUCCGUCGCAGGAAGUUACGAUAACGAGGCCAUUGCCAUCUUCCUGCUCGUCUUCACCUUCUUCUUGUGGAUCAAGGCAGUCAAGCUCGGAUCCAUGUUCUGGGGUGCAUUGACUGCGCUGUUCUACGGAUACAUGGUGUCAGCGUGGGGUGGAUACGUCUUCAUCACCAACUUGCUGCCCCUGCACGCUUUCGUCUUGAUCUGCAUGGGACGAUACAGCCCGCGGUUAUACGUCAGCUACACUUCGUGGUAUGCGCUCGGUACGCUUGCGAGUAUGCAGAUUCCCUUCGUCGGUUUCCUGCCCAUCCGCAGUAGCGAGCACAUGUCCGCGCUCGGUGUCUUUGGCCUCCUCCAGCUGGUGGCCUUUGUCGACUGGGUUCGCGCACAACUUCCCGGCAAGCAGUUCCAGACACUGCUCCGUGCUCUGGUUCUGAGUGUCUUCCUCAUCGGUGUCGGAGGACUGGUGCUUCUUACCGUCUCUGGUGUCAUUGCGCCCUGGACUGGCCGUUUCUACUCGCUCUGGGAUACCGGAUACGCCAAGAUCCACAUUCCUAUCAUCGCCUCCGUCUCCGAGCAUCAGCCUACCGCAUGGCCUGCCUUCUUCUUCGAUCUCAACAUGAUGAUCUGGCUCUUCCCCGCCGGUGUCUACCUGUGCUUCCGCACUUUGACCGACGAGCAGGUCUUCAUUGUCAUCUACGCUGUGCUCGCCAGUUACUUCGCUGGUGUCAUGGUUCGUCUCAUGCUCACUUUGACCCCCAUUGUCUGCGUUGCAUCGGCAAUUGCUUUCUCGCAGAUUCUCGACACCUACCUCGACGUCAAGACCCCUAAGCCUGUCACCGAGAACGGCAGCACCGAUACCGCUGCAGUCGCUGCUGCAGCUAUCCUUCCCGAGGGUCUCCGAUCUACACGCAACCCGCUCGUCGGCAUCUACUCGUAUGCCUCCAAGCUUACCGUCGCCGGAACCGCCGCCAUCUACCUCAUGCUGUUCGUUCUGCACUGCACAUGGGUCACUUCCAACGCCUACUCUUCGCCCUCCGUCGUGCUCGCAUCCAGACUUCCUGACGGUAGCCAACACAUCAUCGAUGACUACCGUGAGGCAUACUACUGGCUCAGGCAGAACACCCCUCAGAACGCCAAGAUCAUGUCGUGGUGGGACUACGGAUACCAGAUCGGUGGUAUGGCCGACCGCCCUACCCUUGUCGACAACAACACUUGGAACAACACGCACAUUGCUACCGUCGGCAAGGCCAUGAGCUCCAGGGAGGAGGUCAGCUACCCCAUCAUGCGUCAACACGAGGUCGACUACGUAUUGGUCGUCUUUGGUGGUCUACUUGGCUACUCUGGAGACGACAUCAACAAGUUCCUCUGGAUGGUCAGGAUUGCCGAGGGUAUCUGGCCCGAUGAGGUCAAGGAGCGCAACUUCUUCACUCCACGAGGCGAGUACCGUGUGGACGAGGAGGCUACCCCCACCAUGAAGAACAGCUUGAUGUACAAGAUGUCUUACUACAACUACAACGCGCUGUUCCCCGCCGGACAAGCCCAGGACCGUGUCCGUGGCGCGCGUCUUCCCGCUCAAGGCCCCGAGCUCAGCACCAUCGAGGAGGCCUUUACCAGCGAGAACUGGAUCAUCAGAAUCUACAAGGUCAAGGAUCUUGACAACUUUGGUCGCGACCAUCAAAGCGCCGUAUCGUUCGACAAGGGCCACAAGAAGAAGCGGUCCACCAAGAGGAAGGGACCUAGGGUAUUGAGAGUUGAGUAG
This is a messenger RNA of Alternaria novae-zelandiae, 3630 nucleotides long. RefSeq lists its product as uncharacterized. Gene Ontology annotation, molecular function: dolichyl-diphosphooligosaccharide-protein glycotransferase activity. Gene Ontology annotation, biological process: post-translational protein modification. Gene Ontology annotation, cellular component: membrane. Bases 1 to 3630 code for a protein of 1209 amino acids. Lineage: Eukaryota; Fungi; Ascomycota; Dothideomycetes; Pleosporales; Pleosporaceae. The record is from RefSeq and is a predicted model, not a curated record. The transcript is spliced from 6 exons.